AUGGGUACUUGCUAAGUUAAAUAUUGUAGAUGUACAUGUUAAUAAGGUAGAAUGGCUUGUUAAUGUGGUAGUGAAAAUACUUUAAUAUUGGAGGAAUAAUCAAGAGAAAUUAGAAGAAGAAUUACUUAAGAUUAAAUAGUAAAAAAUAAAAUGUCUAUAAUUAUAGAGGAGAUCUAAUCGUUUUGAAAAUAAUAAAAAUAGAGAUGUAUCUCCACCUUAAUCUAAUUCAAGUGGUUCUUUGAAUAAAACCAAAUUCUCAACUUAUCACAAAGUUUCAAACAUUUCUCCUAAUUCAAUAGAAAAAUACUUAAUGUCUUAAGAAUGUAAUAUCUCUACAGAACCUAGUUAUUAAAAAAAGAAUCAUAAAUAAAAAAUAAGAAAUCAAAAAUUUUAGAUCGGAUAUAUUUAUUUUACAAAAGAUAAUUAUGACUUAAAAUUCUAGGAUGUCACUGAAAAAUUACAUAAUAUUAAUCAUAAUAAAAUAGAAUCUCCUUGUUUCUAAAAUUCUAAAAAGAUAUAUGAAAAUAAAUAAAGUUUAGAAUAAAUUCAGUCAAUCAAAGAUCCUAAUAUCUCUAUGAAUACACCUACUAAUACUGCUAUGGAAAUUACAAAUAAUCAAACUAUUUCUAAUCCAUAAUUAAAUUAAUAACCUUCAAUCUCUAAAGAAAGUUCACCUACUAAAAUCUCUCAUCCUAUAACAUAAAUUAGUAUUGAGCCAAAUUCAAAUAAAUUAUCCUUAUCUGUAAUUACAGAUUAACAAUAAUUAUAAAAUAGAUCAAGAACUGCUGAUCUUUUUGAUGACUAAAAAAGUGUCACUCUUAGAAGUGUAUUAAAAAAUAAAUAAAAAAAUAAUGAUUCAUUCAGAACUUAAUAAUAAGAAUCUAGAAAAGUUAGAUUCGAUUUACCUAAUUCACAUUAUAUAAGAGAAAGAUAAAGAUAGUAACCUAAACUCUUUUAAUAAUAUUUUUAAUUUUAAUGA
Messenger RNA from Paramecium sonneborni, 979 nucleotides. The record is from the annotation of a GenBank genome assembly. Lineage: Eukaryota; Ciliophora; Oligohymenophorea; Peniculida; Parameciidae.